This is a messenger RNA of Bombina bombina (fire-bellied toad), 693 nucleotides long. RefSeq names its product signal sequence receptor subunit 4 (gene SSR4). The transcript is spliced from 6 exons. NCBI's taxonomy places the organism in Eukaryota, Metazoa, Chordata, Amphibia, Anura, Bombinatoridae. The record is from RefSeq and is a predicted model, not a curated record. Gene Ontology annotation, cellular component: endoplasmic reticulum; membrane; endomembrane system. Bases 95 to 610 code for a protein of 171 amino acids.
UUGCGUCUCACGCUGAGCUGGCCUAACCAGGCUCCUCCCCGUCUCUCAGGUCUUUUUGCGUUGGACAACAAGCUGUCGUGUCUCAGUAAAGGCGAUGGCGGGAGCGGUGCGUGUGCUGGGGGCCUUGCUAGCUGCCCUGGUGGCUUUGUGCUCUGCUGAGACCUGCACAGAGCCGGUGAUUGUCCCAUCGUACUACACUACCUCAGAUGCGGUGAUCUCCUCCGAAGUGGUCUUUAUCGUGGAGAUCGCCUUAACCUGCACCAAUGGGGCACAGAAUGUUGCACUUUAUGCCGACGUGAAUGGGAAGCAGUUCCCUGUGACGCGUGGUCAGGACAUUGGCCGUUACCAGGUCUCCUGGAGUCUGGAACAUAAGAACGCUCAUUCUGGGACUUACGAAGUGAAGUUCUUUGACGAGGAAUCCUACAGUCUCUUGAGAAAGGCCCAGAGGAAUAAUGAGGAUAUAUCCACAAUCAAACCCCUCUUCACAGUCAAUGUUGAUCAUCGGGGAGCGUGGAAUGGUCCAUGGGUGUCUACAGAGGUGCUGGCUGCAUUGAUAGGAAUCUUCCUGUAUUACACAGCAUACACGGCGAAGGGCAACAUCCAAGCAUGAUUGUGUUUUGGGGGGGAUACUGGGGGAGGGGUAUUGUCUGGUGUACAGAAUUGUUUCUCGAUAAUACAUUUUAUACACAACCA